Sphenostylis stenocarpa is the source of this 333-nucleotide messenger RNA. Lineage: Eukaryota; Viridiplantae; Streptophyta; Magnoliopsida; Fabales; Fabaceae. The record is from the annotation of a GenBank genome assembly.
AUGACGUCGACGGAGAAGAAGGAAGGUUCAAGCUCCACCCCUAAUCGCAAAGUAUCGUGUACUGCUAGCUUCGACGCGCUUUGGUUCUGCUACUCCCCAGUUCAUCAAAUGCAGCAGUAUUACAGGGUUGGUGUUCUUGACAAUUGUUCCCGCCAAUGGAAAGCAAUGGUUGAUUGCUUAAUGCUCAAGACCAAAUCCUCAUCUCAUGUCCAGGAAGUUCUGGAAACUCAAGAGAAAUUAAAGUUAAAGUCACACAUUUGGACUUUUCGGACACCAGAAGAAGCUUCUUACUACUGGAAUGAACUUUAUGGUCAUUUGGACGAGCCUGAAUGA